UCUGAAGUCUACCUUAGUAUUAUUUCGGUAAAAUCAUUUUACAUGCCACAGGGAUUACUACGAAUUUUAUGCAUGUCAUGUUAGUUUGAACACAUCGAUUUGGUCAACGAAUAUAAUGAUGCAAGAGUAGCUAACUGUUACUGUCUGGAAAUCUUGACCACGUUCCAAGCUUUUGAAUUUAUUCCAAGCUAACCCAUUACAGAUUACUCGCAUCUGACAUCAUAUAAGGACACAUUAGCCACCUUUAUUGUGACCAUUAGACAGUAGUCAAAUGCGUUACAAUAUAUAUAUGUAAUAUAUAUCACAGACGGAAGCCUUUCCACAGACCGGCAACAAACGACGUCGACAUACAGCUGUAGGCAAUCACGUGACUUACUGUUGUGGCUAAAAUUAGAGAAAAACGUGAGUCUUGAAAUUACAUGAAAGACAGCUAAUUGGAUGUGACUAUUUUGUAUGUUUACCCCAGCGAUGUUGCCAUAAAGUGUACACCUAAGGAAGAUCUUGGUGCCAACUAAAUUAAAAAGAAAAAGAGAUAGCGUGUAGUUAAAAGUAAAUAUGGGUUCUCAGUUGUUGAUGUUGAUAUUGAAGAUCAAGGAAAGCAGUACUCCUGGUCUUGACCUUCCUACAUUCCUCUCAAAAGUUGAUGGCUUUCUCAAAGGCUACUCUAAAGCCAGUCAAGUCAUCCACAAAUUCAAGGUGUGUGGAGAGCCAAGAGUUGUUGCAAUUUUUGAAGUGAACAAUAUCUUGGGCCUUGAGAGAAAUAUGGGCGGUCUGUCACGGAUCGGUAUAUUUGAUGUGACCUGCAUUCCUCUGUCACACUACGAAUCAUUUGCUACAGCACUUGGUGUGGAUCCAAGUCUCACCGAAAUAUCGCCACAACCCCUCACAAAGAGAUUUAUCUACUGGCUCAGCUUCAACGUGGAAUAUCCAGGGAAGACAACAGCUGAGCUUCUCGAGCUAUGGGGAAAAGAGGCUUCCACAGCUCUAUCUGCCCGAGCAGCAGGGACACAACUUGACCUCUACAAGGUCAUAGCUGAAAGGAAGGUUCAUGUUUUCAUUGCUACGGAUGUACCAGAGGAGGUUGACAAGUUGUCCUUCACACUUCCUCUGAUGCAGGAGAAUGGGGCUAACGUCCAGAUCGAGUGUCGGGCAGUACAGCACUUAGAAGACUACACCACAAGGAUCAUGACAGAGAAGAUACAGUGACCAUUCUGACCCUCAACACUAGAAUAUAUUACCUUGACCAGAGGCCGUUAAUGUGAUAGUAGCUUUAACAUGCUCAUACUGCCACUAUGUCCAUGGAAAUGUUGGUAUUAUGAAGGGAGACGAGCUUUAACAUGCUCAUACUGCCACUAUGUCCAUGGAAACGUUGGUAUUAUGAAGGGAGACGUAUGAUGCUAUAAAAACCUGAAGAAUUUUGCUAUCUUUUCAAAAUGACGUAUCUACAAAGUGGGGUAUCUAUAUUAAAGUUUACUGUCGUAAUAGUAAAUAUAUCAGUAUGUAUAUUGAUGUUUUAUAAGUUGUUUGCUUUCACUACCCAAGGAAUUAUUUUAGAGAAAUCUGGUCAAUCUUUAUGGUUUCCAUAUUGACUCCGAUUCCAUUUCCACUAAUUCUAUUAAUUGUAAUUCUAUCAAACUCAUUGAAAUCAACAACCCAAUCAAUUCAAUUCAUUCCAUCAAUGAAAUUUAAUUUAACAACCCCAUAUAUGUCAUCAAACGAUAAACUCACUUAGCCCCAUUCUCUUCAACGACCCCAUUAAUGUACGCUAUUAAACCCAUGAUGCAAUCAAACCAUUAACUCAAUUUACCCCAUUAAAUUCAACAAGCCCAUUAAUAUCAUCAAACCAUUAACUGACUUACCCAAUUGAAUUCAACAAGCCCAUUAAUAUCAUCAAACCAUUAAUUGACAUACCCCAUUAAAUUCAACAAGCCCAUUCAUUUCAUCAAUGGAAUAAUUCAUUGAGAAUAUUACUUCCAGCCCGUUUUUGGCCAAGUUUACUUGUUGAGUCAUUGUUUCUGACUACAUUUACCUCCAUCACCCCAUUAACAUCAUUAAAUAAAUGUUCUCCACUUAGUGUCCCUACAGGUAUCUUUUAGUACCCAGUACAUAAUAUGAUAAUUGUUUUAUAAUAAUAGAAUAAUGAUAAUAAUAAUGAAAGACUUUAUUUAGGAUCGAUGACACUCUGAGUGACAAGGCUCUUCUUCCAAGUAGUCGACAUUUUCAUGUACAAUAUUUACAAUAAUGAGUCGAUCAUGCAUCAACUACAGACGAUGAAACGCAUCAUCAGGUAUCAAAAACAUCCUCAAUACAAUGUUUGUGAUUCUGAAAAAUCUGAUCAAAUUCAGUGUUUCAUAAGAAAACCUCUUAUCAUGUCAACAAGAUUAACAUUAAAGUAAAACUACAACUAAUGUCUGAUUUGAGAUUAGAGGAUGUGCUCAAAGUGAAGAAUUCUUACUCUUGGUCUUUGUUUGUUCUAGUGCUUUAAAGUAGGAGAUAAUUUACUAAUCGUUCUUGUGCUUUAAAGUACGAGAUAAUUUACUAAUCGUUCUAGUGCUUUAAAGUAGGAGAUGAUUUGCUAAUCGUUCUAGUGCUUUAAAGUAGAUAAUUUACUCAUUGUUUUAGUGCUUUAAAGUAGGAGAUAAUUUACUCAUUGUUCUAGUGCAUCAAAGUAAGAGAUAAUUUACUCAUCGUUCUAGGUCUUUAAAGUAAGAGAUAAUUUACUCAUCGUUCUAGUGCUUUAAAGUAGGAGAUAAUUUACUCAUUGUUCUAGUGCUUUAAAGUAGGAGAUAAUUUACUCAUUGUUCUAGUGCUUUAAAGUAGGAGAUAAUUUACUAAUCGUUCUAGUGCUUUAAAGUAGGAGAUGAUUUGCUAAUCGUUCUAGUGCUUUAAAGUAGAUAAUUUACUCAUUGUUUUAGUGCUUUAAAGUAGGAGAUAAUUUACUCAUUGUUCUAGUGCAUCAAAGUAAGAGAUAAUUUACUCAUCGUUCUAGGUCUUUAAAGUAAGAGAUAAUUUACUCAUCGUUCUAGUGCUUUAAAGUAGGAGAUAAUUUACUCAUUGUUCUAGUGCUUUAAAGUAGGAGAUAAUUUACUCAUUGUUCUAGUGCUUUAAAGUAGGAGAUAAUUUACUAAUCGUUCUAGUGCUUUAAAGUAGGAGAUAAUUUACUAAUCAUUCUAUUGCUUUAAAGUAAGAGAUAAUUUACUAAUCCUUCUAGUGCUUUAAAGUAGGAGAUAAUUUACUCAUCAUUCUAGUGCUUUAAAGUAGGAGAUAAUUUACUCAUCGUUCUAGUGCUUUAAAGUAGGAGAUAAUUUACUAAUCGUUCUAGUGCUUUAAAGUAGGAGAUAAUUUACUAAUCGUUCUAGUGCUUUAAAGUAAGAGAUAAUUUACUAAUCGUUCUAGUGCUUUAAAGUAAGAGAUGAUUUACUCAUUGUUCUAGUGCUUUAAAGUAGGAGAUAAUUUACUAAUCGUUCUAGUGCUUUAAAGUAGGAGAUAAUUUACUCAUUGUUCUAGUGCUUUAAAGUAAGCGAUAAUUUACUCAUUGUUCUAGUGCUUUAAAGUAAGCGAUAAUUUACUCAUUGUUCUAGUGCUUUAAAGUAGGAGAUAAUUUACUCAUUGUUCUAGUGCUUUAAAGUAAGAGAUAAUUUACUCAUUGUUCUAUUGCUUUAAAGUAGGAGAUAAUUUACUCAUCUCCAUCACAUUUUACCUCUCUUACUCUUGUUUUGUGUUGUGAGUUCUGUCAGAAAAAAGAUCAUUGUGAGGCAUGAUAAAACAAAUAAAACUUACUACAUACAAUGUACAUUAUAAACUUUUAUGUAAUCUAUAAAUGUGAAUCUUCAGAAUGUCUGAGAGAGUUGGUGACAGGAAAACAGAAGAGACUGUACAGGAAUUCUGAGAGAGUAUGUUAAGCUGAGUAGACCAUUCAGGAAUUGAGUGUAAGCUUGAGUUAUAAUCUGAGUGGGUAGUUCAGCAUAUCAGUCUUGUUAAAGGAGAGAAUAUCAACAAAAUGUUAGUUGACACAGAGAGUAUGGGGUAUGUUAUCCAGGUAUACUCGUUAUGUUGUUAGUAUAGUCUGACCUUGUAAGGAUGACUAGGAUGUCCAGUAUAAUGUUGUGAGUCUUGUGACCUUGACCUCUCAGUAAGACAUAGUUGAGUCUUCAUUAUUGUCAGUCAGACACAACACUAGACAUGUUUUAUACUAGAAAUAUCUUUAGAUCAUGAUGCUAUAUGUAUAUGUACAUACAGCACCAUGAUUUAUAACGUUUCCUGUAAAAAUAUGUCUACUGUUGUGUCUGACAUUACUAGCAAGAUUGUGACCUCUCUUGAAAUAUUGUAUUGUCUUUAAGGACAUUAUGCAAUGACCUUGACAUUGAGGACAUUUGAUGUCCAAUCCAAUGUUAUAUGUUGUGACCUUGACAUUACAUAUAAUUCCCAAUGUUGAUUAUUGUAUUGACCUUGACAUUGAGGACAUUUGAUGUCCAAUCCAAUGUUAUAUGUUGUGACCUUGACAUUACAUAUAAUUCCCAAUGUUGAUUAUUGUAUUGACCUUGACAUUGAGGUAAUUUGAUGUCCAAUCCAAUGUUAUAUGUUGUGACCUUGACAGUACAUAUGAUUCCCAAUGUUGAUUAUUAUAUUGACCUUGACAUUUAGUGUUCAGUGUUGUGACCUUGACAUUUAAGGACAUGUGAUGUCCAUUGUUGGUGUGAUGACCUUGACAUUAACAUUACAAUUAAAGCACAAGAUAUUUAAUAUUUACUUUAUUUUGUUCCAUCAUGAUAUAAUGCCUUUACUUUUUAAAUUUAAGUUUAAACACAAGAAAGUGGAUAUACAAAAUAUGCCAUAGAUUUUGUCUGUAAAAAGACUCUCAAACAAAGUGUUCAUUAUAGACUAUUGUCCAUGUACACAGGUUGUUAGUCAGAAGUCCUUAAUUGACUUUGUCGAUGGACGUAAAACUGUCAAUGUAUCUACUUUAUAUACUGUGUGUAUGUGGUAGUGUUAUUUUCCUGAAUUUCUAAGAUGCUAACAUGAAUUCAACAAAAGGUAAAAACUGUCUUUAUGAUGCAUUUUGGUAAAUUUUAACGACUGAAAAAAAAAUCGAUGACAAAAGUCACCUAAUCUACUUAAUUUAUCAAUAAAUCCACAGGUGUCUGCAUCUGGUAAGUACUUAUAGAAAAACAGUACUUUUUUUUCUACAAAUACUAACCAGAAGCAGAUGCAUAUUAUAUUACCAAAGAUUUAAGUGUAGGAGGUAAACUGUUCAGACCGCUCAUGAUCAGGAAGUAUUUGAGAGCUGUCUACAUGUAAAUAUUUAGUUUUGGCACAUUUAUGUCGGGAACCAGACCCGAUAUAACCACAUUUAAGACUUACCAAAACUAAUCAAGUUAUAGACACUGUCACUGGGUAGUGAUUGGGGAAAAAAGGUGUUUUCGGAACUACCAGAAUGUAUACAUGAUGGCCAUGUUUGGUAAUUGAUGAAACCAUGAAAAUAACAAACCUGUAUCUUGUUAACUUUGUGACACCAAAAUUGAUCAUCAAUAAACACCGCCUUACCUGUAACACAUCUCCGUAGCCUUGUUAGAUAUGGCUGUAGCCGUGCUAAACACUGUUGUAGACAAAAUACCGUAGCCUUGUUAGAUAUGGCUGUAGCCGUGCUAAACACUGUUGUAGACAAAAUACCGUAGCCUUGUUAGAUAUGGCUGUAGCCGUGCUAAACACUGUUGUAGACAAAAUACUGUGUGUUCCAGACCAUUACUGCUGUAAGACUUAUCACCAUAAAUAGGUAUUGUACAUUAUGUGAUUAUCAAUUCUAGGUAGCUUUGUAUUACACUCAAACAUUAUAUAGCAUGAGGCUGAUUGUGCUGUUACUAUAUCGGUUAGAAAUGCUGUGUAUUUGAUAUUAUUAAAUCAAUAAUUAAGAGACAA
This is a messenger RNA of Pecten maximus, 5916 nucleotides long. RefSeq lists its product as uncharacterized. The transcript has 6 exons. NCBI's taxonomy places the organism in Eukaryota, Metazoa, Mollusca, Bivalvia, Pectinida, Pectinidae. Bases 556 to 1206 code for a protein of 216 amino acids. The record is from RefSeq and is a predicted model, not a curated record.